Molecule: messenger RNA, 432 nt
Organism: Exserohilum turcica Et28A
Lineage: Eukaryota; Fungi; Ascomycota; Dothideomycetes; Pleosporales; Pleosporaceae
Exons: 1
Coding region: 1-432 (143 amino acids)
Source: RefSeq, a predicted model, not a curated record
AUGCCCCCACUUACUAAUUUCAACGACACUGCUAAAGUCAUUAACUGCGACACUGUCGAAAUUAUUCGCUCAUGCUUUAGCACAUGUGAGCGACUGAUAUUGUGUCCACAUGUUCAUCAAAGCGGAUGCAUCAUGCUGCUUCUCGCGGUCCUACAACAAGUUGAUGAUAUACUAUACCGCAUGACUGCAGUCUUCAAAGAAGACUGUAAAGCUGCCAUCCGGACACAAGACUACACAAGUGGUGGAAAAAAUUCCUCAUUUCUAGCCAGAAGUGACCUCAUGCGAGGUGUGAUGAUACUUGCUGCAGUGAAUUCCAUGGACCAAACCGAGUACGGAAUAGAAAAGGACUCGCUACGACCAAUGGGGGUGCUACAGGAGUACAUAGCAAAACUUCAGAACAACUAUGAUGCGCGCAUGUUGGAGCUUUUCUAG